UAAUAACGAAGUGAACAAAGACAGCACAAAUCUCAAGACCACAAAAUGGCGAAAACACAGUCAAUGCUUUAAAAGAAAUUUGUGCAGAUUUGGAAUUUGGACAUGCUGCUGCAUCAACGUUCCUUAAGAUAAGAAGCCGAGUUCACGAAAUGUCCGGGAAACCUGAUUUCAUCUGUGUUCCUACUGCGCUGGUGAUCAGCAGAUUUCUUGGGGACGCUUAUGCGGCUUCUUCUCCCCCACGUCAAAUUAGAGAGGAGAACAAGCAGGAGUGUGGCACUGUUGUUUACGGCGUCACUGCAUCAGUGGGAGGAAGCUACUGCUUGCCCCUUGGAACAGAUGCUCACCGUUCAAACGUUCUGCGAGGGCCUCGGCAGCAAGUGCUUGUGCGACUACGAGUGCUGCGGGGCUUUGACGUGCGGUGACAACCAGUGUGUCGACAACACCAAAUUCAAGCCGGAGAAAAAGGCGCCUUUGAAGCUUGACGCAGAUCAGUUGCUCUACCGGCGUAUGCAAACCCUCUUUAAAGCAUGGAUAAACCUCACAAACGAAAAAUGACAUUAGAUUUUCAAGACCGUUGUACCGUUUCUUUUUCCGGGUUGACGCAAUAAAAAAGACGCAUACUUCAA
This is a messenger RNA of Dermacentor andersoni, 626 nucleotides long. RefSeq lists its product as uncharacterized. The record is from RefSeq and is a predicted model, not a curated record. NCBI's taxonomy places the organism in Eukaryota, Metazoa, Arthropoda, Arachnida, Ixodida, Ixodidae.